Molecule: messenger RNA, 1031 nt
Organism: Lactuca virosa
Lineage: Eukaryota; Viridiplantae; Streptophyta; Magnoliopsida; Asterales; Asteraceae
Source: the annotation of a GenBank genome assembly
AUGCAUCGUCUGUUACAAAGGCAUGCUAAUGAAGCAUCUACACCAUCUGGUACUGUAAUAUCCCCUUUGGUUACCCCUACAUCCACACCGACAACAUCUACCUCUCCACCAUUUGGAAGUGUAUCAACCCCUUCAUCCACACCAGCCCCAUCGUCUGCCCCUGCCUCCACAACAAUCCUAACAUCUACCCUUGCAUCCACACAUACACCAUCUACUCCCCCCACCGUUUGGUUAUUACCUUCAGGUAAAUGUUCAACCAUAAUUAAGAAAUCAUUCCUAGAUAAAGUGGAUGAAAAUGGAUAUAAGUGGAAAAAAUGCCAGUGGGAUGCUGUAUUUGGUGACUCAGUAGUCAAGGCUGCUUGGGAACAGAAAGCCAAAGAAAGAUAUCGACAGUAUAUCUAUGACAUCAUCACAAGAAAUCCGACUCGUGAAAAGCCAUUCCACAUGAAACAACAAGUGUGGAAUUCAUGGAAUGCAAUAUGGAAUUCGGAGGAGUUCAAGAAAAAAUUGGAGCAAAAUAAAAAAAAUAGACGUAAAGGUGUACUAGGUGGAAAAGCCCCACCUACUCAUAAUGGCGGAUCGGCUUCACAUCAUCAAAUUCCAGCCGACAUGGAGGAAUAUACGGGACAAGCUCCAUCAUGCUAUGAUGUAUUCAUGUUUACUCAUACUAAGGAUCAUGAUGGAAAGACGUUUCAAGUUGACAAAGCUAAAGAAGUUCAUGAUUUGUUGGUGUCACGACGUGCGGAUUUGGCACUGCUGGGAGAGGAAGUUGAUGAAAGUGAACUAUUUUAUACAGUUGUCGGAGGACAUGACCGUAAGAGAAGACUUUAUGGGCUUGGAUCAUAUGGCAGGUCCAUUUGGCGUGAAAAUUCUUCUCAAACUUGCACUUCGCCGGAUACAACUUCUAAAAAACAUCAUCUUGAGACCAAGAUCCAGAAACUAGAGGAAAAUAUAGAGCAACAAAGGAUGGACUUCAAUGAUGUGAGAAACAUGAUAAAUGAUAUAAGAAGCACAAAUAACCAGUGACAAUU